Molecule: messenger RNA, 7464 nt
Organism: Plasmodium falciparum 3D7
Lineage: Eukaryota; Apicomplexa; Aconoidasida; Haemosporida; Plasmodiidae
Exons: 9
Coding region: 1-7464 (2487 amino acids)
Source: RefSeq, a predicted model, not a curated record
AUGUCUUGUAUAAAUAAAUUACCACUUUUUAUUAUAUUAAUAAUAUACGAAACCUUAAAUAAAAAUUGGGGAGCAAAAAAUUAUUAUUCCCAAUUGAAUAAGGGAAUAUACCCAAGAUUAUUAAAUGUUAAGUGUAGAGCUGGUGAAUCACUUACUUAUGAUUACAAGUGUGAUAAAUGUAAAGAGGGAUUUUUUAAUUUUUCGAGAGAUAACAAAAAAUGUUCACCUUGUCCUAUCGGUACUUUUAGCAGUUAUGUGGGUUCCAUAAUAUGUGAAAAUUGCCCAUAUGGAUCUACCACAAAGAGCAUUGGAUCAAAAUCCAUAUCAGAUUGUGUCUGUAAUAAAGGUUUUAAAUUAAGCUCAUAUUUAAAUGGUGGUAAUAAAUGUGUACCAUGUAAUUCACAAGAAUAUUGUAAAAGUAACGAAAACACAUGGUGUUUUCGUAACAUGUGUUUGAAAGAUAAAAAUAAGGAAAACAUAAAAUUAUGUAAGAAAGUGAAGAAGAAAUCCAUAUAUAAUUAUGAAAUAUUAUGUUUUAAAAAGGGAGUGUGUUUAAAUGUGAAGGAGAAAAAUAGUUGUCUGGAGGGAAAUAAAAUGAUACAGUGUAAAAUUUGUGAUGAAAAUUAUAGAUACAACUUCCUCGCUCCUUUACAACAACCUUGCGUCCUUUGUAACAUGAGUACAUAUUUUAUAAUAUUCUUUUUUGCUAUAUUUAUAUUUGUCAUUAGUAUAUUUAUAGCUAUGUGUAUAAAUAAUGAGAAAGAAAAAAGUAUAAUACAAUUAUUUUUUACCUAUAUCCAAUUUGUAUCACUACUUAGGUAUGUUAAUUCAAAUUAUGAUCACUAUCUUGUGAAGUUUUUGUAUUUUUUUACAUUCGGCAUACCAAUUAAUGAAUUUCUUGACUGUGUCUUUAAAAGAGGAAGUAAUUUAGAACGGAUUCAAAAAAAAAUCACCUUUCUAUUAUACUUACCUUUGUUAAUAUUAAUUUGUUCACUUUUGUGUACCUUUGUCAUUACCUUAUUUUAUAAGAAUGUAAAAAGACGUGAAGAUGUUACUAUAUGCCCUUUUGAUAAAAAUUAUAAACAGAGAAGCAAAAAAAAACAUAUCAAUAAAGUUGAUAAUUCAAAUGUGAAUAACAAUAAUAUAAGUGAAUAUAAAAAGAAAAAAGAUUGUAGUAAGAGAAAUGAAAUAAAUAUAAUAGAUAUGAAUGAUCGUAAGGAAAUGAACUUUUGUGAUUCUAAUAAUUUAUUUAUAAAUGAAAUAUCUCAACCUAAAAAAUUUCAUCAUAAUAUAUAUUCUGAUGAUAAUAUAACGAGGUGUAACUUGUUCAGUGCGGAAAACUAUGUGAGGUCCUUUUUGUUUUUUUUUAUAUUUUAUCACGAUUUGAUAUAUAUAGAAAUAAUUAAAUUGUGUGUAUUAUUUUGUUUAUGCAAUUAUGAUGAACAUAGAGAAGAAAGUUUUAUUAUAAUUGACGAUUCAAUAAAUUGUGAAGAUAUGAAAAGUUCUUAUUACAAAAUAAUGAUAAUUAUUAUAUAUAAUACAUUUAUGAAAUUUUUUUAUUUGUAUUUUUUUCAAUUACUUAGAAAAUAUGUGAAAAGAUAUCAAGCAGUUAUAGAUGAAUAUAUUAUUUUGCAACAAAAAGCAAAAAUUAUAAAUAAAAAGGAUACUCUUUUUUUAAUUAUAUUUAUAAUACUUUUUCAUAAGAAAUUUUGGAUUACUAUUAAUCCAUCUUUAUAUUAUAAUUAUAAAAAUGGUUUAUAUAAUAACAAUAUACAUAUAUUUCAGUUUAUGAUAAUAAUUAUUUCUUUUUCUAUUUAUGUAUUAAUCAUACAUAUAUGUGUAUAUGAAAGGAAAGACCCUCAUCGUUUUUUUUUUGAUAUACAUACAAUAGAAAAAGGAAAAAAAAAAAAAAAAAAUGUGUCUAAUACGAGAGAUUGUUUUGAUAAUGAUGAAGGAAAUAAAAUGUGUCAUAUGAAACUAUAUAGUUCUUGCCGUAUAAGAAAUAAUAAAUCUAAUAUUUGCCAUAGUGUGGAAAAAAACAAUAUAAAGGAAUAUGAUAAAAAAGAAAAAGAAAUAACAAAUAAAAGAAAUAACAUGUGGUAUCAUUUUUUCAUAAUUUUAUUUCAAAAUGUAAAAAAAAAAGAUACAUUUUUAUAUUCUUUUUCAUGUUUAAUAUAUACUACGAUUUUAUUAUUUUAUUAUACCUUUUUAUGUUAUGUUCAUAUAAAAAAUUUUAUAAAAAUCAUUACAAUUAUAUCUAUAUUGUGUAACAUAACAAUAUAUUUUGUUUUUAUUUUAUUCUUUUUGAUUAAUCAUACUAUAAAGAAGUAUAAUUUUUCAAAAAAAAUUAUAUAUAUUAUAAGUUUCGUAAAAAAAAGGAAAAGAAAAUGGCUAGGUAUAUACAGAAAAUUUAAAACACUUAUAUGGGGAAAUCGUAAAAAGAUGGAAGACACAUAUUCAAGAGUUAAGAACAAAAAAGGAAUAGAAAAUGAACAAAAAAAAGAACAGAAAUUAAAAAGCCUAUUAUUAAUGAGUAAUGUCUUAAAUUAUUAUACGGAUGAUGAGGAAUCUAUUUUAAAUACAAAAAAUAAUAACGUAAAAAAAAAGAAUAACAAUAUAUUUAUGGUAAAAAAAUGGAAUGUAAAUAAUAUAAAAAGACAUAAAUUAUUAAACAUUUCGGAAAUAUGGAUUCAUUAUUUAUAUAAUAUUAUUAGUCUAUCUAAUGAACCACAAAAAUGUUUAUCCAUUCUUAUAAAAUUAACAUUAGAAAAAAAAUACCCCCUUAUUUCAUUAAAAACAUGUAUACAUGUAUUAAGAAAAAAUCAUUUUUUUGAAACAGAUAAUUUUUUAAUAAUUCUAAAAAAUUUCUUAAAAUUUACAAAAAAGUUUGUAAAGGUAUUACGGAGGAAAAAAUAUGAACAAUCAUAUGAAUAUCUAAUCAUAUAUGCAUGGGGAAUGAGUAUAUUAAAUUAUGGCAAUUUACGAGAUAUAAAUUACAAUAUCUCACAUAUAUUAUUUCAUGUUUAUAGCAUAUUAAAUAAAUGUCGUUUUUAUAAAAAUAUAGUAGAGCAUUUUUUUAAUAUUUAUCCAUAUGUAAAUAAUAAUGCUAUGAAAGGAAAUAUGUCACUUAUAAAUAUGUAUAAUAAUAUGUGUAAUUUUUCUUUUGAUAAGAAUAAUUUAUAUGAGGAAGAGAAGCAAAGUCAAAAAAUAAAAAAUAAUAUAUUAAUUGAACAAAAUUUUUUAGACGAUAAUGUUAAUAUGGAUAUUAAGGAUGAUCCAUGUGAUGAAAUAGAAGACAUGAAUAUGUUACAAAUGUAUGGAAACUCAUUUUGUCAAUCUUUUAUGCCGUUAUAUAACCACAAUUUUAAUAGGAAGAAUGAUCAGAGUAUACAUAUGGAAGAGACAUAUAUGUGUGAUAGAGAAAGGUUCAAUUGUUUAGAUAAAUAUAUGUGCUCAAAUACAUAUAUUAAUAAAAGAAAUAGCGAAACUUUUGUAAAUGCUCAUAAAGGGGAAUAUAAAUAUGAUAUUUCAUCAGAUAUGAAUUUAAUAGAUUAUAAAAAACAAAGUACAAGAACAAAAAAUUUUAAAGGACAAAGAAUAUUUUAUCAUAUACAUUCUUUGUAUAUUAUCGAAUUGGCAAGAAUAUUUAUUCAUUGUUUACUAUUAGAUGUGAGUGAAUUUUUUUUUAAAAUUUAUCAUACACAUAUAUGUGAGAAAUAUAUUUGUAAUAAUUUGAUCAACUUAUGGGGAUGUUAUAGAAAUCAAAAUAUAUACAUGAAGAGAUUCUUUGAAUAUAUUAAAAAAGGAGAAUAUAAAAAUCAACAAAAUAUAAUUAGGUAUAAUAUAUGUUCAAUUAUAAAUGAAAAAAGGGAUGAUAAUAAUAAUAAUAUAGAUAAUACAGAUAAUAUAGAUAAUAUUUUAAGUAUAACCGAUUUCAUAAAUAAAAAGGUACUAGAUAUCGAUUUUUAUAACGAAUAUGAAAAAUUAAGUAAGAACUCCAAACAUUACUUUAUAAAUAUUUCAGAAGAAAAAGAUUAUUUAAAUAUUAACGAAUUAAUUAAUUUUUCGAAAGCCAGUGAUAAUAUAGAAGAGUUGAAGAGAUUACAAAAUAACUUAAUAGAAAAAAGAAAUAAAAAGAAAUUAAAAAUUUUUUCUCUCAUUUUUUGUAGUGCUAUGCCUGUUCAUAUUAUAGAUGAUUAUGAAAUGUAUUUAGAUGAGGAUGAUAUAAAAUUAAUAAAAGAAAGAAAAAGAAAUUUUAACAUUUUAUUAGAAAAUAUGAGUGAACAAAUUAUGGAUCAAUAUGUAAAGGAAAAUUAUAACGACAAAAAAUAUUAUUUUGAAAUGUGUAAUUAUGGUUCUUCAUUAAAUAUAAGAGGUGAAUUCCUAGAGGCGUAUUCAAAAAAGAUCGUUUCAGAAAAAAAUAAAAAUAAUAUUAAAGAGUUAAAAACAAAUAUAAUAGAUAUAAAACAUAUUUAUAAUAAAGGAGAUGAUGAAGAUACGGAUAAUUUAUUAAAUAUAAAAUAUAUAGAUAUAUUAAAUAAAAAUAAAAAUGAUUAUAUGAAUUAUCAAUAUAUAAAAGAAUAUAAUAGUUUAUUAUUAAUUCAUAAUAAUUAUAAAGGUUGUGUUGGAAUUACAGGAGAUUUAAAAGGAAUGAAUUUUUAUCAUAGCAAUGCUUCAAUUAUUAUAAAUCCUUGUAUCCCUUUACCAACAGAAUGUACUAUAGAAUUGUGGUUAUGUUGUAACCCUAAAAAGAAAUAUAGAAAUAUAUCCGGAAAAAAGUUUGCUUUUUGUGACAAAAAAGGUAACUCAUUAUUUGUUUUAAGUCUAAAUGAGGAUGGAUUAGAAGAUAUAGAGAUAUAUAUAACAAAUGUCGAACUAUUAAGUGAUUAUUAUAAGAAAAUGAAUUAUAUACAAGAUAUUAAGACAGCUACACAUUAUCAUAGGUUAAAGGACAUUUCUAAAGUUUUGAAUUAUAAUAAUGGUAUAUAUAUAAAAAGCAAUAUGAUAACAAAAAAAUGUAAAAAAUAUAAAAAAUAUAAAAUAUAUAAAAUAUAUAAAAUAGGUAAAAAUUAUAAUAUGAGAAAUAAUAUAAUAAAAAAAAAAAAGUGGAAUUUAAUUAAUAUUACCAAAUCUUCUCAGGGGCUCGUUUAUUAUAUCAAUGGAAAAUAUAUAAGUUUUAUUUCACAUGAAAUAUUAAAUAUGCAAAAAACAUUUGAAAUUUGUCUUUUUGGUAACUCUUGUUUUGGUAAUAAUAAUAUAGGUAUCUGUUCUUCUUUUAAAAUUUUUAAUUUUUUAAAUAAAGAAGAAAUAAAAUGUAGAUAUAAAAUUAUAAAAAAUAUAAAAUGUAAAGAAAUGUUAGGUGAUAACAUAAAGAUACAAGAUGAUAAUAAUAAUAAUAAUAAUAAUAAUUAUAAUUAUUAUAAUUAUAAUAAUUUUGUAAUUGAAGGAAUAGAUGUUCGGGAAACCAAACCUGCAGAAAUAAUAUUUUUAAUAAAUUUUAUUCAGUCAUCAAAAUAUACAAAUAGAGUUAUACCAUUUAUAAAUGAUUCAAAUUAUAUGUUAAAAAUAUACCAAUUAAAAUUUUUUGACAUAUAUAAAAAUAAUAUUAAUUUAUCUAAUAUGAAUUAUUAUGAAGAUAUUUGUGAUAAAUAUAAUGACUUUUCUGAAGGUACAAAGAAACAUAUUAUACAUCAUAAUAGUAAUCAAAAUAUUUCAUGUUGGCAAGAGGAAAAAAGUAAAAAUGUUGACAUGGUUAAAAAAAAAAAUAUAUAUAUAAAUUAUAAUAACGAUGAUAAUAUAAUAAAUAACUAUUCUUCUAUUGAUUGUAGAAUAAUUCAUAUAAAAAAUAAAGAUCAUUAUGGCUACAAUGUAUAUGUAAAAAAAAUUAUAGGAAGGCAAGAUGUACCAAAAAUUUAUGGGAUAAAUAUAUUUUCUCAUAAUUUUGGUCUUGCUUGUGAUUUAUCAAAAUUUUAUAAUUUAAUUAUUUCCCCAUCUUUAUCUAUAUAUAAUGAAUUACAAAAGACAUUAGGAUAUUCUAUUUGUGCUUGGAUAUUUUUACCAAUAGAAAAAAGUAUUUCUUAUUCUUCAUUAAUAGCUGGAAAAAAAGAUAUUCAUGUUUGUAUUUUUAGUGAUGAUAUGCUUUUAGGUAGUAUUCAAAAUUAUACUUCUAAAGGAAAUUUAUUAUUUUAUCAUUCUUCUGGAUAUAGCAUAAAAAAUAUGAAAAGAGGAUGGUAUUAUCUUAAUGUUAUUGGAACUUUACAAGGUCAAUAUUAUUUUUUAAAUGGGAAAUUUAAAGGUUAUCAUACAUUCUGUUCAUUUGAUAAUAUUAAAUAUAUAUGUAAUAGUAGUUUAUUUAUAAAUCCAUUUCCUUAUAUAUGUUUUUUAAAAAUUUUAAAUAAACCUUUGUCAAUGAAUGAAGUAUUAUAUGAAUUUUAUACUUUUUCUAAAUUAUUUAAUGAAACAUCUUACGAAUCUUAUAAUUUGCAUUAUAUAAUUCAUUUUUUAUUCCCAUAUUUUGAAUCCAAAAAUAAAAAUAAUAUUUCAUAUUCAUCAAAUGAUACUUCUUUGUGUAAUUCUUACGAUCAUAAUUGUUCUGAAGGAAAAUAUCUCCAUUUUUAUAUUACAGAAAAUUAUGAUGUACAUAUAUAUCCAAUUGAACAGGUGAAAAACUAUUAUUAUUCCGUAUCUCUUAUAUCUAUCAAAAAUAGGAAAUUAUAUUAUUUUAAUAGUAUAAAUGAACAAAGCAACAAUCUAAAUAUACAUUUGAAGAAUUAUAUAAUAUUGCCUGAACACCAUUGGACCAUUUUAGCUGUAAUUAACUUAACUCACAUUAACAAGUUAGGUUAUCAUUGUUUAGUAGGAGGGACAAAUGGAAAUUCUCACAUAUGUAUAAAUGGUUUUGAUUUAUCGAUAGGUGUUUUAAUAAAUCUCCAGAAUGAAUAUAUAUAUGAAGAACAAUUAAGUUUGGAGGAUAGUUUUACAAGUAUUUCUGACACUUUAAAUGGAUUCAGUUUAUUGAAUGAAUAUAUGAAGGUAGAUAGUAUUACAAAAGAAAAGAAUAAUAAUAAUAAUGAUGAUGAUGAUGAUGAUUUAUUAUGUAAUAGCUAUGAUAAAAAAAUUAAUAAGUACAACAAUAAUGUUUCUGAUUUUGAUAAUGUUCAUAUAAGAAAUGCAAACAAAUCAUAUUCAACAUUUUGUGGUUGCGGAUAUAAUUUACAAAAUGAAUUAAAUAAAAAUAUAUUAAUAACAACGACGUGUCGAAAUUAUGAACAAACAUUUUUUAUUAACUCUACAAAAGUAGGUAUAACCCAAGCAUGCUUAGACCCUAUAACAUGUAUAGGUAAUUGUGCUUCUAUAAAUAAUGAAUUUCUUUCUCCUUUUGGUUCUUAUAAAUUUUUAAGAAUCAUUUUUGACUACGUUAGUGAUGAGCAAAUAAGACAAUUUUAUUAUUCCCUUAAAUUAUAG